Molecule: messenger RNA, 3416 nt
Organism: Toxorhynchites rutilus septentrionalis
Lineage: Eukaryota; Metazoa; Arthropoda; Insecta; Diptera; Culicidae
Product: zinc finger protein 771-like
Exons: 13
Coding region: 546-1790 (414 amino acids)
Biological process (GO): regulation of transcription by RNA polymerase II; central nervous system development
Cellular component (GO): nucleus
Molecular function (GO): RNA polymerase II cis-regulatory region sequence-specific DNA binding; DNA-binding transcription factor activity, RNA polymerase II-specific
Source: RefSeq, a predicted model, not a curated record
AAGCGCCUUGGUUAAGGCCAAGAUGAUACUUUCCUUGGUUAAGGCUAGUUAUGUUUUGUAAACAAUCCGCUCAACGAGCGUAUUUGAUAUUUAUGGUGCUGGAGAUAAUUAUUUCUAUGUUAUAAAUGGACAGAGCUUUGAACUCAUUAGUAUAAAAGAAAAUCGGAGUGAGAUGGCGACUGUUAGAAACAAUGUGUAAGUUUAUUAAUAGAAUGUUUAGACACUUAUUUUAUUAUCAGGCACUUGAAUUUCCGUUAUAUCUUCCGGGUUUCACCUUAUGGAAACGCACCCUUAGGCCGCGCUUACAUUGAAAACUCCCAUUUAUUCCGUGCGGCGAAUGACGUGAAAUGGUUCGAGUCACGGUGUUCCCAAAGACGAAUGGGGUGGCUAUUGUUUGCCAUUUAUGGGAGAUUUGAUUCAUAUGUUAUGAAAAGUAAGAAAUAAACAACUGCAUGGAACAGUAUCGGUAUUGGUGCAUUACUUCUGAGAGUUCUAGUCUAGUCUAGUCAUCUUCCCAUUGUUGUGUGAUUUAAUUAUUUUGAGCCAUGGAAAUGCGAGUAUUCGUAUGCAUAUCCGAGCAAUGCAGCUUCUGCUUUGAUAUGCGCAAUGGGGAAUUUCAUCACGUACUGGUCCUCACUCAUCUUCCGAAGAAGGAACAAGAUUUUAUUCUGCAGAAAUUACGCGGUUUAGCUUCUCAGUUCAGCAGCUAUCCCACGUGCGAGAAAUGCCGCCAAGAAUUUAUAAGCCUCCACAGCAUUCCCGAUAGCUGCUUUCAAAUUUUGCCCAACGUUAAACCGACUGACAUCAAGAUGGAACCAGAGUUAAUGAUUGAUGACCACGAGCUGUUGGAUAAUGAUAAAAUGUAUGAGGCAGACCCAACAGCAGAUUUUGAUUCAAUUGAACAAGAAGCCGAAAUACAAAUCAAGGGAGAAAACAACGAGGAAUUCUUCAUCAACGCCAUGGACGAAAAAGACGACACUACAUCCAUCAUUCCGGUUGCUCCAGUCCGUCACAAUGGAGAGAAACCGUUUCAAUGUGAAAAGUGUGACAAAACUUUUCGCACAAAAUUCGGACUUCAAGAGCACAGUCGAAUUCAUACGGGUGAACGUCCCUAUUCUUGUCCACAUUGUCCGAAAACGUUCAAGCGUUCUUCAGGCCUCCAAAAACAUAAUCGAAGUCAUAGUGAUGCACGUCCCUAUCCCUGUUCACAUUGCACGAAAGCAUUUAAAAAUUCAUCAACGCUCAAACUACACAUUCGAACUCAUACGGGCGAAUGUCCGUAUCCUUGUCCACAUUGUCCAAAAGCGUUUACAAAUCCUACAGCAUUCCGAGAGCACAUUCGAAUUCAUACGGGUGAAUUUCCAUUUUCAUGUCCACAUUGUGCAAAGACGUAUGGAAAACAAUCGGCACUCAAACUGCACAUUCGAAUUCAUACGGGUGAACGUCCCCAUUCUUGUCCACAUUGUCAGAAAAUGUUUAAGCUUUCUUCAACGCUCCAUGAACACAUUCGACGUCAUAGUGAUGUACGUUCCUACUCUUGUCCACAUUGUCCGGAAGCUUUUAAGCAUAAUUGGACGCUCAAACAGCACAUUCGAACUCAUACGGAUGAACGUCCCUACUUCUGUCCACAUUGUUCGAAAGCUUUUUCACGUUCUUCAGGGCUCCAAGCACACAUUCGAAGUCAUAGUGAUGAUCGCCCGUGUUCUUGUCCACAUUGCCCGAAAGCGUUUAAGCAUAAUUGGAAUCUCCAACAGCACAUUCGGUUACACCAUGCUAAACUACUUCAAUGAAGAUACAGAUGGCUCGGGGCAAAACUCCCUACUGACCGCUAAGGAAGGGAUAACUGAAUGCCAAAGGUUUUCUUUGUCACUGAAAGCUGUCGGCAAAUAAUCAUUAGGCUAGACCACAAAAUGAAAACUUUCAAGAAAUUGCAAAAAAUAAAAGAAAAAAAAUAUAAGGGGUUGUAUCUAGGACAAGACCACAUAUUUUCGACGUAGAACUACGCAAUUAUAUUAUGCAAUCCACUUGUUUACCACUUUGGAUAUUAUUUUAGAAUGCAUCGAAAUUUUUGUAAUAGAUUAUGUUAUUCGUUACAAAUAAAUUUGAUGAACAUCCUUUUACGUUUGAUAUGAUGCCUAGGACUACCAAAAUAUGUGAACGGAAGAAUGUCAAUUGAUCGUUGUAUUUUACAUUUCCCUCUGAAAUUAUGGCACAUCUCAUGUUUACAUAGUUCUCGAGCCGUAAAAGUUCAUUCACCUCUAGUAUUUGGAAUGACGAUUUUCCCAGGCUUCUCAGUUCAAAAGUACGGUUUAGGGAAACAUAUUCCGGUCUGCACAACGACAAGUGAGUACAAAAGUUGUGAACGCCAAAAAAAUACCCCCGACUUGCAUGUAUUCCCCCAGGCACAUCAAUUUUGAAGUCCGUGUAAGGGAAACACAGCUAAGUGGGAAAGAAAUACCCCCAUUGGUUUUGAACGCUUGACAUUUUACAGUUAUUCAAUUGUUCAUCUCAUGAAAGAUAACAUUUUAUUAAUUGUGAUAGAUGCGUAGAAAUAUUUCCUAUCAAUUGAUGCAAACAUCUUUCCGAUCUGUUAGUAGGUAGGGUUAGCACACAAAUCGGCAGAACUUCCAGUUCAUCAUCAAUUUAAACCGUUCAGAGAUUAGCGAAUUGUAAUGUAUAGUAUAUCAAACAAAUCUUAAAGAAUUUCCGAUUCGAUUGGUAUGCAAAUCAUGAGAAUUCGUUCACAGAGAAAAUAGUUAUUAACGUUAACUUUAUUUCAUAAAAACGUGACCUGUUUUCUGAUUUGGCACCCUUGCUGAAAGACGUAGUUCUACGUCAAAAAAUACAUAGUUUUAAUAUCCUGAUUUAUUCUAACUUUUAUAAUAUUACUUGAACACUUCUUGUUAGAGGUAUCCCCAAUACAAGACUGUCUCUUUUCUCUCUUGUUCUAAUUUUCUGUCAAUACUCAUCUCAAUACCACAUUCUCCACUAAUUAUGAUGAAAUUAAACAGAAAUUAUAUGAUAAGUAACAAGAAUGUUAUUUGGGGGUCUCCGUAGCCACAUUGGUUGCGCGUUCGCUUAGUAAGCGAUCGAUCGUGAGUUCAAAACUCAGGGCCCUCAUUGACCAUCUUUGUGUUGUUACAGAAUAGCUACGUCCACGCAACAAUCAUCAGCGAUGGAGAUCGAUCCACGGUCGAAAUAAGAUCGAUUCAUCCAUACAACUGCUCUGCUCUGCCAGGCACAUCGGGCUACUGUUCUAUAAAUAACUCAACAAUGAUCAAACAACUGUCUCCGCUGUCCGGUGAUCCAACUGGAUAAUGGAAGAACAGAAAGAAUACCCUUACGCCUAAAUGGCUACUGUGUGAAUGUAGCAUAUGUAAUGGUAUAGAAGGAAUACUGGCGAAUGGCAACUGUGU